Naegleria fowleri is the source of this 1074-nucleotide messenger RNA. RefSeq lists its product as uncharacterized. Lineage: Eukaryota; Heterolobosea; Eutetramitea; Acrasida; Naegleriidae. The record is from RefSeq and is a predicted model, not a curated record. The transcript has a single exon. The coding region runs from base 1 to 1074 and encodes 357 amino acids.
AUGAACAAGUCGUGUUGCAACACCCUCGAGUCAACUGCUCUUCGACAUCCUCCAUCAUCAUCAUCAUCAUGGUUAUCAAGCAUUCGGAAACGAUCAUUAUCACUCCUUGUAGUAACAGUUACGGCAUUAGUACAACCAUUCUAUCCAUCAUGUCAAUAUUCUAAUCAACGACGAAGAUUCUUUACAACCUCCGUUGUGAUUGGGUCUCCAAACCAUCAUCCAUCACCAUCAUCAUCGACUCGUUCCAAGAUGAUUGAAUCCUCUUCAUCCCCAGAAAAGCCACAUUCACAUGAUAGUCCUUUCAAAUCAUCAUCUCACCUUUUUAAGAAAUUAUUUCAAAUCUAUUCUCGCUUGUAUCAAUUUCUCAUCAAUUCUAUUCUCAAAUUUCAAGUGAAUUAUUCCAAAAUAUUCUUUGCAUCGUAUGAUCGAGAUUAUUCUCAACAUUUUAGUGAUUUAAAAAAUAAUUAUAAGAUUAAAAGUGGGAGUUCCUAUGAUUCAACUUUGUCUGGACGGUUUGCCCAAACUCGAAAAGACUCGGAUUUGGACAAUAUGGAAACUCUUGAUCCUCUUUUCGAAAAAGAUUUAUUUUUGUAUUUUGUAUUUAAAAAUCAUUUGUUAGUGAAAUAUUUACAAUUAUUAGAAACACAUGGAAAGCAACAACAACAAAAGAACAAAAUUGAUGAAACACAUCCACCUCUCUUACUGCAUGAAUUGUUUGCUUCUGAACAAUGUUAUCAUGAUUUUAUGAAACAUUUGAAAUUAGAUGAUGGUUCAUUUCAAGUUGAAAAUAUUCAAAAUAUUGAUAUUCUUAAUAUUCAAAAUAAUAUUGUAGACAAUGAUAAAAUUCAAGUAUUAAUGGAUGUUGAAAUGUAUAGCUAUUCAAAAGAUGGAACAUACUAUUACUCGGUAUUCUAUAUUGAAAAGAAUUAUCCAAUGAAUGAUAGCGAAAAACCAAAUCAUUCAAAAACCAAAGAUGAAUUAGAGGCUUUGAAGCAAUUCAUCUCAGGAUGGAAAUUCUCUCGAGUACCUCAAAUCAUGAAACUUGAAACAUCAUCGCCUCAGGAUUUGAAUUGA